UCAAUUAGUGAAGCAACCCAUCAGCUUCCCCCAUAGUUUGCUAUUUUUUUUUUUUCUUUUUUGCAGAUAAUCUUCGUCUUCGUCUUCGUCUUCAUCUUCAUCUUCAUCUUCUUCUUCUUCUUCAUCAAAGCUCGUUCCUUUCCUCGCCUUCCUUCCUCCUUUUACCCCUUUAACCUAACCCUAAUUUACCCAACAACUUGUCAAAUACCCCUUGGGGUUCAGACAAUCAAAGCAAUACAGAAACCCCUAAAUUCCAACUUCCCUUCUUCCCUCUAUAGGUCACAGCCCCUGAUUUUCGCAUUCUUCGCGAAUUGAUUGAAUCCCUACUUCUUCUUCGCCUAUCGCUGCUCUAUGAUGUAUUGAUAGAUUUGUCGCGGGGGCAUAAGGGUAAUGGUCGAUGUGAAUUUGUUGCUGUUCUCGUUGAGAACCCUAAUUUUGUUCCAGGGAGAGCGCUUGUUCUCAUGUUGAGUUCCUGUUACUCUCACUCUCUUGCCCGACGGCCUCUGUCAUCGCUGCCUGUUCAUCGGCUCGGAGUUUCUGCACGACCCAGAAGCUUGUGCCCGCUUACGCGGAGCUCCAGGAUCUCGUAUUCAACUCCUAGUCAUGCUAAAAAUGGUUGGAAAAUUUCAUGUUUCAGACAUGAUAGUCUUUCUCCUGAAAGUCCGAUACCUGAUUUUGUGGAACAUCUUCUCCCAGAAGAACCAGUGAAGCCUGAGCUGGAUAAAGCAGUUGUUGUUAGGAAGGACUGGAAGACAAAAUUCAGAGAGGCUGCAGAUGGGGUGGUUAGAGCAAUUGGGAGGCCAUGGUCAGUCCCAUGGACUGCAGAGACUGUCAUACAGGUUAUGGUUCUCUGGGUGGCCACAUUUUGGUUCAUAGGGACCUGGGUGGUUCCCUUUGCAGUCCACACGGCGGGAUUCAACAAGGAAUCCUUGUCGUUCCGUGGACAGGCACUCUACAGCCUCCUGACGGAUGUGGCUGAGGGCAUAGCCGGAAUUUCAAUCCUCCGGUAUUGCCUCUCGCGGUACCAUCCCUUUCCACCUGACUGGUUCACAUUCCGCCUCAAGGGCAGGUGGCAACUUGACUUGGCCUUGGGUUGCCUCAUGUUUCCACUAGUCAACCGGCUGUCUCAGUUCAACCUUGACAUAUUGCCACUCCUGCCAUCGACACCGUUGACCCUAUCAAGUGUCGAGCAGUCGAUCCUUGCACGGGACCCAAUGGCUAUGGCACUUUAUGCAGUUGUGGUCACAAUCUGUGCUCCCUUGUGGGAGGAAAUAGUGUUCAGAGGCUUUCUUCUCCCAUCAUUGACGAGGUACAUGCCAGUUUGGUGUGCCAUUCUGGUGAGCUCGGUCGCAUUCGCUUUAGCCCAUUUUAGUGUACAGAGGAUGUUGCCACUUAUUUUUCUGGGGAUAGUGAUGGGUGUCCUGUUCACACGGUCAAGGAACUUGGUACCCUCCAUGCUCCUGCAUAGCCUCUGGAAUGCAUUCGUGUUCUUGAGCUUAAUGAGAUAAAACAGUCUUUUUGUAGCAUUUGUCUGUAUAUUAGAUUUGCCAAGGAAAAAGAGGAAGUGUAAUAAUAAUAAUUCUUCUCAAGAAAAAUCUAGUGAAUGCACAGAGCAGUUGCUGAUUCCCGAACAAUUGUGAUUCCAUAAA
Molecule: messenger RNA, 1649 nt
Organism: Punica granatum (pomegranate)
Lineage: Eukaryota; Viridiplantae; Streptophyta; Magnoliopsida; Myrtales; Lythraceae
Source: RefSeq, a predicted model, not a curated record